AUGCCUCUGACCUCUCAGCAGGCCGUUCCGGUUCGACUUUGGCCCUCCGAACACUCAGCCAAUAGCUGGAAACUUGACGCGAUCGCAAGAGGCCCCUGUCAAUUUGCUCAAGCGGGAACUUCAGGUGCUGCUGAACAAAUGGACAUACUCGAACUUCGAUUCAAUCUGUGGAUAUUUCGUGGCCAGAUGUGUGCCAAGCUAUGCCAGAAUUUGUCGCUUAAAGUCUCAAAUAAUACGAUAGGCGGUAAAACCGCCAAAAGAUUUUUUACGGCAUUAUCCGUACAUGGCAUCAGCGAUUCGAAUGGUAGGCCCAUCACUCGUCUCCCGCAACGGGUGCCACCAAGAAGGCCGUACCCAACAGAAGAGACGGAGAACUAUCAGCUGACUAUCACGCUGCGCUGA
Puccinia triticina is the source of this 402-nucleotide messenger RNA. RefSeq lists its product as uncharacterized. Lineage: Eukaryota; Fungi; Basidiomycota; Pucciniomycetes; Pucciniales; Pucciniaceae. The record is from RefSeq and is a predicted model, not a curated record. Bases 1 to 402 code for a protein of 133 amino acids. The transcript is spliced from 2 exons.